AUGGCUGAAUGUGGUAGAAGCCGCUCCCGGCUCCGUCUUGUGGGUGGCUCCGAUGCCACACUGGGAGACUGGCCGUGGCAGGCCAGUCUAUUCCAGGACGGAUUCCCCAUCUGUGGGGGCUCCCUCAUUACUGAAUCCUGGGUCCUCUCUGCUGCUCACUGUGUGGUAUCGAAUGGGACUCUGAGUCCACCAGAGGAGUUUACAGUGUACCUGGGCUUGCAGACUGAAUUGGCAAUGUUUGAGAACCACACACAGUACUGGAAUGUAACAGAAAUUCUGAUCCCAGAUAAUUACACUGAAGCAUGGUUUGGGAGCGACAUUGCCCUGUUGCAUCUGUCUGAACCUGCCAACCUCACAGAGUUUGUGCAGACCAUCUGCCUGCCCCAGGGCAAUCACAGCUUCCCCCAUGGAACCUCCUGCUGGGCCACAGGCUGGGGAAAUAUACGUGAAGGCGUAAUGCUGCCAUACCCAGGGCAGCUCCAGGAGUUGGAAAUGGAGAUCAUUGGACCAUCAACCUGUCAGUGUCUCUUUAACUACCCCGGCCCCUUCAACUCCACAAUUAAGCUACUACCAGGGAUGUUAUGUGCUGGCUUUAAGGAAGGCAGAAGGGAUUCCUGCCAGGGGGACUCAGGCGGUCCAUUGGUUUGUGAGGAGGCAGGUCAAUGGUUCUUGGCUGGAAUCACCAGUUUUGGCCAUGGCUGUGCAAGGAGGAACCGUCCAGGUAUCUACACAGCUGUGGCAGCCUAUGAAAGCUGGAUCCAGGAACGAGUAACUGGUGCUUCCUUCCCUGAACAACCCAAGCCUGUUGCACCAGCUAUGCCAGAAGAGCCCCCUAACAACUGCACCAUUGCUUUGCCAGAAUGUGGGAGUGCCCCCCAACCUGGUCAUUGGCCCUGGAAGGCUAUUCUAGUUAACCCAACAUCCAGUCCCUGCCAUGGGGUGAUGGUAGCAGAGAACUGGGUCCUCGCACCAGCCACCUGCUUCCUUGGCCUAGAACUAGACCAAAGGAAAUGGCAAGUGAUCCUCCCAAGUGCAGAAAGGGUACCAGUCGCCCACAUCUUCUUAAAUGACAACUACACAUCGGAUUAUGACUAUGACUUGGCCCUUGUGGAGCUUAAAGUGCCUGCAAACUUAACUGAAGACACAAGGCCUGUGUGCUUACCCCAGUCACAGCACUACUUUCUGCCUAAGGGCCGUUGUCAUCUGGCCCAAUGGGGCCCUGGAGAUGUACCCUCUGUUAAUAAUUCCCUGUUGGAGGCUGAAAUGAUGGCAGCUUGGUGGUGUUAUUGCCUCCAUGGCCAGGAGGGGGAGCAAGUGGCUCAGGCUCUGAUGGACCCUAGAAUCCUGUGUGCUGACUACCAGGAGGAGGAGGAGAUGAGCAGCUGUUGGUUCGGUAGCCGCUGGAGCCUCCUAUGCCAGGAAUCUGGGACCUGGUUUCUGGCAGGUGUUUCAGCACCCACAGAAAGCUGUGCUCGUCCACGCAUCUUCUCCCCACUGCAACUUCACAGCCACUGGAUUGGCAGUGUUGCCUUUACGGCCUACCUGGAGGAUCAACUGGCCUGGAACUGGGACCCGGCAACUGUAUUGACACCGGGGAUCUGUCCCCUCAAAACCAAAUAUGGAGCUUGUGGCCUUAGACUAGAGACGGAAUGGCCCUGGAUGGCAGAGGUGCAUGGGACCAGGGGUGGAGUUUGCAUAGGCAGCCUGGUGAGCCCUAGUUGGGUCCUAGCACCUUCUUAUUGUGUGACCAGACAAGCCUCCACAGCAGCUGGUCUCCAGGUUUACCUGGGUACAGCAGGAUCCCAGGGCUACCAGGUGUCACGGUCAGUCACCAGCAUUCGCUUGCCCUACAGUAUGAGAUCCAGAGCACCCCUAGUCCUCCUGAAACUAGACACCAGGGUGGAGUCCUCUCCCUCUACCCUGCCUGUUUGCCUCCAUUCUGGACCUCCCCCAACUGACACAGGCUGCUGGGUGCUGGGCUGGAAAGACUCCGCAAACCGAGUUCCCUUGGCCGCUCCAGUCAGCAUCUUAUCCCCCAAAAGUUGCCGCUGCCUCUAUAAUGAUACACUGCCCUAUGGAACCAUCUGUGUCCAGUAUGCCAAGGAAAUGGACAGAUUUGAGAUCGACUCAGGGUUAUCUCUCCUGUGCGAAGAAGAAAGAGGCUCCUGGGUCCUGGUUGGGAUAUCCCUAAAGGGAAGCCAGGAACUUUUUACCCCAGUGGGAACCCAGGAGGCCUGGAUCUCCCAGACUGUGGAGGAGGCAUCAUUUUUGGCCGAGCCCCACUUCAUUUCCACCUUGCAAGACACCAGUGACCUUUGCCCCUAA
Messenger RNA from Trichosurus vulpecula (common brushtail), 2325 nucleotides. RefSeq names its product serine protease 36 (gene PRSS36). The record is from RefSeq and is a predicted model, not a curated record. NCBI's taxonomy places the organism in Eukaryota, Metazoa, Chordata, Mammalia, Diprotodontia, Phalangeridae. The transcript is spliced from 13 exons. Gene Ontology annotation, molecular function: serine-type endopeptidase activity. The coding region runs from base 1 to 2325 and encodes 774 amino acids. Gene Ontology annotation, biological process: proteolysis.